Salvelinus sp. IW2-2015 is the source of this 855-nucleotide messenger RNA. The record is from RefSeq and is a predicted model, not a curated record. Lineage: Eukaryota; Metazoa; Chordata; Actinopteri; Salmoniformes; Salmonidae.
AUGGUCUUCGCUCAAGUACAGAUCCACACGGCAACAACGCGUUCUAUGGCAACCAUUCCGGACUACAAGUGCAGGGAGCCAGAGGUCACUGGUCACUCCCGUGUGCCUGCGCAGCAGGUCAAGAUGAAGUCCACCCACACCCAACAGGCGUUGGAUUGGCUGCAGCAGAGUGGUGAGCACUACCUGUCCAUUCACACAUCGCCAGGGGCAACCAGUGCAGAGACCCAGGACCUGCUGGCUCAACACAGGGAAUUCUGCAUCUCGGCUAAGCACACUCAGGAGAAGGUGCACCUGCUGAUCCAGCUGGCAGAGAGCAUGCUGGGUAAGGGCCACUCCCACAGGGUGGAGCUACGGAGGUGUGUGUCGACGGUGGACAAGCGCUACCGAGAGUUCUCCAUGCGCAUGGGCCAGUACCGGACCACACUGGAGACUGCACUGGGAGGCUGCACACAGGACAAUAAGGACCUGGAACUGGAGCUCAUCCCCAACAGCCUCUCUGACUCUGACCCCGAAGUGAACCUGAACGACCCCAACCACGAGGUCAGCGACGAGAAGAGGAGGACGGCCAGGAAGAAAGAGUAUAUCAUGUCAGAGCUUCUCCAGACAGAGAGGGUGUAUGUGAAGGAUCUGCAGGAGUGUAUUGAUACCUACCUGUGGGAGAUGACCAGUGGCUCUGAAGAGAUCCCCAGCAGGAUCGCCAACAAGGAUGACGUUGUCUUUGGGAACAUCCAGGACAUUUACGAGUUCCAUAACAGUAUUUUCCUGAAGGAGCUGGAGAACUACGAACAGCUACCUGAGGAUGUGGGUCACUGCUUCGUCACCUGGGUAACCACCAAGACAUUAUGUAGCAGUUAA